AAUUUCCGAAAAUUCCCUUGUGUCACUUGCCUCUGACUGUGUAUUUUUACACCUACUCCCAUGCGGCUAUAUAUAAGAUGCUAAGCUUAUAUUUCCCCAUCAACAAGUGUAUCCAAAGUUUUAAUUUUUCGUGAUCUUUUAAUCACCAUGUAUAGAGUUGCGAGAGCUUCAGAGUACCUGGUAAUCACUGGCGCCGGGAUCACUGACAUAAAAAUAGCGAAAAAAGCAUGGAUUUUCCCGGGACAAUCCUGCACCGUCUUCGAUGUCUCUCCAGUGAACUAUACCUUCGAAGUUCAAGCCAUGAGCGCUGAAAAACUGCCCUUUGUCCUCCCUGCUGUAUUCACCAUAGGCCCGCGCCUCGAUGAUGAUGAGAGCCUUUUUUUGUAUGCCAAGCUUAUUUCUCCCCAUGACAAGCUCUCGCACCAUGUGAAAGAGCUUGUGCAAGGCAUAAUUGAAGGAGAAACUCGUGUCCUUGCAGCUUCAAUGACAAUGGAAGAGGUUUUUAGAGGUACUAAAGAGUUUAAACAGGAGGUUUUCUCGAAAGUACAGCUUGAACUCAAUCAGUUUGGACUAUUAAUCUACAAUGCAAAUGUCAAACAAUUGGUUGAUGUUCCCGGACACGAGUAUUUUUCAUACUUGGGACAGAAAACGCAGAUGGAGGCGGCGAAUCAGGCCAAAGUUGAUGUGGCAGAGGCGCGGAUGAAAGGAGAGGUUGGAUCAAAGUUGCGAGAAGGACAGACGCUUCAAAAUGCAGCCAAGAUUGAUGCAGAGACGAGGAUUAUAGCGACGCAGAGGCAAGGGCAGGGGAGGAAGGAGGAGAUAAAAGUGAAGACUGAAGUGAAAGUGUUUGAGAAUGAGAGGGAGGCCGAGGUGGCACAGGCGAAUUCUGAGCUGGCAAAGCGAAAGGCGGGGUGGGCAAAAGAGGCGCAGGUUGCUGAGGUUGAAGCAGAGAAGGCCGUGGCGCUGAGGGAGGCGGAGUUGCAGAAGGAGGUGGAGAUAUUGAAUGCAUUGACUCAGACGGAGAAGCUGAAGGCUGAGUUCUUGAGCAAGGCCAGUGUGGAGUACGAAACCAAGGUACAAGAAGCAAAUUGGGAGCUGUACAAGAAACAAAAGGAGGCAGAAGCUAUUCUAUACCAAAAGGAAGAAGAAGCAGAAGCUCAAAAAGCCAUAGCUGAUGCCACAUUUUAUGCACGGCAACAAGUAGCCGAUGGGGAAUUAUAUGCAAAGCGAAAGGAAGCCGAAGGACUAAUGGCACUGGCACAAGCACAAGGCACAUAUAUCAGCACCCUGUUGAAGGCAGUGGGAGGUCAUUACGGUGCACUAAGAGAUUACUUGAUGAUUAACGGAGGAAUGUAUCAAGAAAUCGCGAAGAUUAAUAGCGAGGCUGUGAGAGGAUUGCAGCCGAAGAUUAGCAUCUGGUCUAAUGGAGAAAACAGUGGUGACGGAAAUGGUAUGAAAGAGAUUGCAGGAGUUUAUAAAAUGUUGCCACCUUUGUUUAAGACAGUGCAUGAACAAACGGGCAUGUUGCCACCAGCAUGGAUGGGCACUCUGAGUAACGACUCUUGAGAUUAAUUCACUCUGCAUUGUACUUGCGUAUAUGUUGGGGUACUGCUUAUGCGUGUGUCAAUAAUAAAAUUUUUAUUGUUUUAAUAAAAUUUGUUAGAUACU
Messenger RNA from Daucus carota subsp. sativus, 1668 nucleotides. Its product is annotated as flotillin-like protein 3. Gene Ontology annotation, biological process: protein localization to plasma membrane. The transcript is spliced from 2 exons. NCBI's taxonomy places the organism in Eukaryota, Viridiplantae, Streptophyta, Magnoliopsida, Apiales, Apiaceae. Gene Ontology annotation, cellular component: plasma membrane; plasma membrane raft. The coding region runs from base 148 to 1566 and encodes 472 amino acids. The record is from RefSeq and is a predicted model, not a curated record.